Gavialis gangeticus (Gharial) is the source of this 3163-nucleotide messenger RNA. It is a transcript of the gene VWC2L, whose product is annotated as von Willebrand factor C domain containing protein 2-like. Lineage: Eukaryota; Metazoa; Chordata; Crocodylia; Gavialidae. Gene Ontology annotation, molecular function: protein binding. Gene Ontology annotation, cellular component: AMPA glutamate receptor complex. Bases 60 to 749 code for a protein of 229 amino acids. The record is from RefSeq and is a predicted model, not a curated record. Gene Ontology annotation, biological process: negative regulation of BMP signaling pathway. The transcript has 3 exons.
AGCCCCUGCUUUUUGGUAUCCCUAUGGAAGCAGCUGUUUAUAACUGAAAGUAGGAUCAUAUGGAGAAGUUGAGGAGGGGGAUGGCUCUUCAUAUUCAUGAAGCCUGCAUACUUCUGUUAUUAAUCUCUGGCUUGGUCACCCCUGCUGCUAUCAAUCAUGAAGACUACCCUGCUGAUGAAGGGGAUCAGACCUCAAGUAAUGACAAUCUGAUCUUUGAUGACUACCGAGGGAAAGGCUGUGUGGAUGACAGUGGCUUUGUAUACAAACUGGGAGAACGUUUUUUCCCAGGGCAUUCCAACUGUCCUUGUGUCUGUACUGAGGAUGGACCUGUUUGUGAUCAACCAGAAUGCCCCAAAAUUCACCCAAAAUGUACUAAAGUGGAACACAAUGGAUGCUGCCCGGAAUGCAAGGAAGUGAAAAACUUUUGUGAAUAUCAUGGAAAAAAUUACAAAAUCUUGGAGGAAUUUAAGCCCUCUCCAUGCGAAUGGUGUCGCUGUGAGCCCAGCAAUGAAGUUCACUGUGUUGUAGCAGACUGCGCAGUUCCUGAAUGUGUCAACCCAGUCUAUGAACCAGAACAGUGUUGUCCUGUCUGCAAAAAUGGUCCAAACUGCUUUGCAGGAACCACAAUAAUUCCGGCUGGCAUUGAAGUGAAAGUGGAUGAGUGUAACAUCUGUCACUGUCACAACGGGGACUGGUGGAAACCUGCUCAGUGUUCAAAACGUGAAUGCCAAGGCAAGCAGACUGCAUAGAGGCAAAAUCCCAACCAAUGACAAGUCCAUAAAAAAAUGUAAUGGCUUCUAUACUGCACAUGUUAAACCUCCUGCCAGCUGUAAAAGGGUCACCAGCAAAACCUUUUAGGGUUAACAAAAGUAAAUAUUUUACUAACAAGAAAGUUCUGUCUCUCAUUCUCUCUCUCUCUCUCAAUCUCUCUCUCUCCCUCUCUCAAUUUCUCGUUCUUUUGCUAUACAGAAUAUAUAUACAGUAUCUAAAUAACUAUUCUGCUUUUGUAAGCACCAGUGCUUGAUGAGGACUCAAAAACUGGUUUUUUGAAAGGAAAAUACUUAUACAAAUUCCUCCACUGGUGAUGCCUCCAACCUGCCAAUUAACUUACGGCUCUUUCAUCACUUCCUACAAUAUGAACUGCAUUUUUUUUUCUGCUGUGAUUUUUAGUAUUUUCCUAAAAUUUGCACAGCCAGAAUUGUCCAGGUAGUAAGAUUAGGAGAGAAACAAGAACAAAUCAUUUUGAAUGACUAAUGGUACUAAAAAAGACACUGAGGGAGGGAGGGAAGGAGGAAUUAAAUUAAAAGAAAAAGGAAACGGUAAUACAACUUGCUAGAUGCACAGAUACACAGUGAUUGGACACCCUAGGAGCAAUCUGUCUGUGUUAUGUUUUCUCCACUGAGUAGGGAUAAUCAAUAUGAAGAAUUCAACACAAUAUUCACAACUGAUACACUUAAAUCAUCAGUCAAGCCAACAAAAGAUACUAGCGUUGUUAAGUGGAUGGAUUUGGUUCCAUUGGUAUCAUGGGAAACACAAACAAAAUAAUUUUAAAUAUAACACAUAAUAGGUUCAGAAACUAAGAUAAAACAUGUGCAACAUUUGUUACCAACCAACAUUCAUCAGUCUCUUUAUUAUGGGCUGCCUGUAAUACACUUCUACAUUUAUACCUGGUGCAACUACUGGCUUACACCAAUGAUUAGUUUAUCCCUCUGUAAGUUCUGGUAGCAUAAACCCUGGAGCCAAGGUAAGUAGAUCCACAGUUAGUCUGAUCAGCAUUGGCUUCUGAGAUGAGUUGGCUUAAAUAUGCAGUUUCCCUGAAUUAUGUCUGAGUUUACCUUGUGACUGUGCCAUUAUAGCUCCUCAUCCUAUACAGUAUCAGUGCCAAGCACUGAUACCACUGAAGUCAAUGACAUUUCAAUUGAGUUCAGUGAGAUCAAGAUUUGCUCAACUGUUUCCACAACAAAGAUGGAAUUAAACAUAUCUCUCUAAUCAGCUGCCAGUGGAAUUUCCAGAGCUCUGUUUGUUGGUCAUUUCUUUAUGAUUUACAUCACUGGAAAAGGUGCAAGUUAAACAUGUUAAGAUCCAAGUAUAUAAUUAGUAAAACUGCCCUGGAAGACAGGCAAAAAAGUACCAGUGGAUGACUUGUGACAUCAUAGAGCAAGUUAAACCCAUGUCCCUAAUAACAUAAAGAUAUGAAUUGCUGCUUAGUGUAUUCUGCUGUCCUAUGUAUGGACAGUAGACAAGACAUUUUGCCACCCAAACCCCUACUAAGGAUCCCUUCACUUUUCACCCACCUCUCUUCAUCACCCCACCACAAGCCCUGCAACAUAAAACUCAUUCUGGUUAAGGAACUCAGGUACUCCAAAGAAAUGACCAUGAUGCUUGAUACCAUUCUAGAAGUAGAUGAUUGAUGUUGAAUAUGUGACAUCUACAUGCAAAUGUAUCAUGGGAGCCUUUCCAUUGACUUCAGUGGAAGCUGGAUAGGGCUUAGAGAAGUUUGGUGUACAACAUGUAGCACCACUGAACUAGGCUCAGUUAGAGUUUUCCCCAGAUUUAUAAGGGAGCUCUGCAUACAAGGUUAUAUUAUGACCUUAUGCCCGUGCUUGAGUAAUAACUUCCUUUAGGAAGCCAGCUGCUUCAACUGAAGCCAGUGGGAUCAUUUGUGGAACAAUAGGAUUUCAAUGUGUUCCACAGAUAUUCGAAUAGUUUGUCUUCCCUCUUCAGAACACCUAGUUCUAUCAAGAGAGAAUAGCUAUUCCUAAAAUUAAUAAUGUGAGGAUCUUGUCCUCAUGGUCCUUCAGUACAAUGUUUACCUUCCAGUGCAAAUAGCCUGACUGUCAUCAUCCUGCAGAACAAGAAGAGAACUUUCUGUAGAGCAUCAGCCUAUAGCUGUUGUGGCUAGUAAGUCAUGCUGCGCAACUGUGAAUCAGCUGUGAGCACCCCUGCAUGACUUAUUCAUAUCUACACAAAGUAGAGUCAUUCCAUUGUUUCCACUCAUGGAAAGAUAGAGAUGUGCUAUCUGGUAUCUGAUAGUAGCCAAGUGCUGCCUUCAGAAUUCACAGUCCUGGGAAUAAAAAAUAAAUGAUAAGGUUGGAUUCUGAUACGUAAAAGAAAACCUCUAGUGGAGUCAUGAUGCAUAGUGUCCUAUGAAUUAUUGAAGAGC